GCAAUCUUUGUGGCAAGGAGAACUAGACAGUAACAAGGAAUCCCUGUGCCAUAACAACUAGACAUUCAGAUACCUCCUCUCCUUAUAGCAAAAUUGGAUACCCUUCCCUACCUGACUUGUACCUGAUCCUUGCUGGCCAGCUGCAGCUUCCCUCAGCCUCCUCUACAGCCCUAGCUUUAGGACUAGGAGGUACAUGGGGCAAGCUGCAGCUUCUGCUAUUAGUAAGGAUUGGAAAAGGUGACCACAGUGAGGCGCCUCCUUGCGUUUGCCUCCUGCCUCUAGUAAUUCAAAACCCUACUUGAGGCGUGGGCAAGGCCACUUCUUCCAAAGGAGGCAGAGCAGGUCAGGUCUGGAAGGACCAGCUUUUUCUGCUGUACCACUUUCUAGAUGCCCUGACUCCAUCCUGGAAGCAAAUCCUUUUCAACCUUUUCAGCUGGCUUGUAGCUAGGACUGCCACUGCUGAACAGGUGUUAAGGCACUAAGAGGCUGCUGGGGGAGGCAGUGGUAGGUAAUUAGCCAAACAGGAGGCAAUAUGGUUUAGUGGUUAAGAAACAACUGAGUCCAAAACUUGCUUCUGCUACUUCCUGGCUGUGGCUUAUAUGAGUGACUAGCUCUUUCAGGCCUCAGUUCCUCCAUCUUAAAACCUGGUAGGUUUUAAGGAUCAAAUAAGGAAAGGAGCCUAAAAUGCUUCAUGACACCUAACAAAAGAUAGAUGUGCUAAUAAACAUCCAAUUUGCACACUCAGGAACAGAACAGAAACAGCCUGGAAGUUAUUCCUUGCCUCCAGUAUGGAAGCAAAACCCAACAAUAGAGAGAGCUUUUUUGAGAUGACCCUCUGGCUGACUGUAGCCAAUGGGUGAUGGUCUGUCAGCCAUCAGCUCAGGAACUUCAUCUUUAGCUAGACCAGGUCCCUGGUCCUAGUUUACCCACUUCUCUUCAGCAGGAAAAGGGAGGAGGAAAUUGUCAUCUUAGCUGAAGCCUCUAACACUGACAAACUGUUUCUCUAGGGUUGGCCUGUUACUUCAAGAUCAACUCCAGCCUGUCUUCCAUUCUGAGGAAUUCCUCUCUUUCCCAUCCAGGAAAAGCAAAAGAGCCAAAGGAUCUCGGGAGACAGGAUAGGGGCCAAGGAGGUGUGGCUCAGGCUGGGCCAAGGCCCUCACCCACUCCCCAAGGAACAAAGAAAAGGAGGCUGGGAGGGGCUCACUGAGCCCCUACCCCAAGGUAAGUUUUUCCUUGGGCAGCCCACCAGGGUCCUAGAUCUGCCAUCCAAUCCUGUGUUGACCUGGGGAUGGGGGGGGGGGGGUAGGGAACCUCCUAUCUUAUCGCUUUGGGGGAGUACCUGCUUUUAUUAAACCUCAGUCUCCCUCAGAGCCUAGAAAUGUGUGUUGGCUGUUACUGUCCAAUCUCGUCCCCACAACCUAAAGCCAUGAAGGUAGAGCAGUUGACAGAAGAGCAGAAAAAUGAGUUUAAGGCUGCCUUUGACAUCUUUGUGCUGGGCGCUGAGGAUGGCUGCAUCAGCACCAAGGAGCUGGGCAAGGUGAUGAGGAUGCUGGGCCAGAACCCCACGCCAGAGGAGCUGCAGGAGAUGAUCGAUGAAGUGGACGAGGAUGGCAGCGGCACAGUGGACUUUGAUGAGUUCCUAGUCAUGAUGGUUCGGUGCAUGAAGGACGACAGCAAAGGGAAAUCUGAGGAGGAACUGUCAGACCUCUUCCGCAUGUUCGACAGGAAUGCUGAUGGCUACAUUGAUCUGGAGGAACUGAAGAUGAUGUUGCAGGCUACAGGUGAGAUCACAGAAGAUGACAUUGAGGAGCUUAUGAAGGAUGGAGACAAGAACAAUGAUGGCCGCAUAGACUAUGAUGAAUUCCUGGAGUUCAUGAAGGGUGUGGAGUAAGAUGCUGACCUUUGCCCAAAGCUGCCCAUGCCCAUCUUCCCACUCCAGACAGGCUCUGGAUUGGGGCAGGAGGGCCAGACUCUCUAGGCCCUGAGCCUGGCUGUGUCCUUGACCCCUGGCCCUCCUUACCCCCUCCUCACCCUUGUCCUGGAGAGUGCAAUAAAGCCAUGUUCCUUGGA
This is a messenger RNA of Perognathus longimembris pacificus (Pacific pocket mouse), 2070 nucleotides long. It is a transcript of the gene Tnnc1, whose product is annotated as troponin C1, slow skeletal and cardiac type. NCBI's taxonomy places the organism in Eukaryota, Metazoa, Chordata, Mammalia, Rodentia, Heteromyidae. Gene Ontology annotation, cellular component: myosin II complex. The record is from RefSeq and is a predicted model, not a curated record. Gene Ontology annotation, molecular function: calcium ion binding.